This is a messenger RNA of Suillus clintonianus, 668 nucleotides long. RefSeq lists its product as uncharacterized. NCBI's taxonomy places the organism in Eukaryota, Fungi, Basidiomycota, Agaricomycetes, Boletales, Suillaceae. The record is from RefSeq and is a predicted model, not a curated record. Bases 96 to 557 code for a protein of 153 amino acids. The transcript is spliced from 4 exons.
GAGGUGAGUUUGUUCAUUCUUCUUUGGCCUUGAGCCAUGCUGACCGAAGACUUUAUUCAUUGACAGAAUGUCUCUGGAGUGCUCAACGUGCAGAGAUGCGGUCUAGGAUACUUUCUGUGACUUCUGCCAGUGCAUCACCAUUCGAACAAAUUUUCCAACUUGGUUCUGGUGAAUCUUCUGGCCGCAUUGCAGUGAACUUGCUCAUUUUCAAUCAUUUAGCUGCUGUCAUUAUUUUCGAACACUCUUUCUACGUUUUCGACCAGCGACGCCAUCUUAAGGACCAGCAAGAAUCUGUUCCCUCUUGUUAUGUCGCUCUUGAGCGGUAUAUGGCGUCUCCGCAUGCAAUUACUGUCAGGGAUGCAGUGAAUACUGUUAUUCACCAAUAUCAAGAACCUGUGGGCACUGCCGUCCACACAAAUCAAGAAAACUCGUCUAAUUGGAAAGCAAAGCUACUGUUUGGGCGUUUCCGGAGGAACGACAGACAAGAUAAGGAUCACUCGGGUUUACUCGAAACAAUUCUUAAAAUUGCUUUAGAACAUCGCCUGCGUAUGCCUUAACACGACCUUGAUGCCAGUCAAUGAAUCACGACGUAGGUGAUGCUUGGAGUUAUAUUCUGGAGGCAAAUGAGGGUUUCUAGAAUGGUCUGUCGAGGGCGGUUCAAGUUUUGA